CCCCCUAUCCCGGCUCCUCCUCUGCCGGCCGACCUCCUCGGUGCACCGAGCCGUUUUCCAAAAGAAAACUUUGUGUGCCGGCUUCCUGAAACUUCCGUGGAGCCGAUGGAGGGAGACGCGUAAGAUAUGAAAUAUAAAACAACAUGGUACUGAUGACCGAGCAGGCGGACAGACCUCUGACGCCGUUAUCCCCAGCGGAGCAACUUUCCUACUCCCGAGGGAAUCGGUCGACGGCUGAUGUGGAUCAUGGAGGAGAGAGGAAGCAUGGAGGGUCCCCUGCAAACCCUCAGUGUGUGGAGUCAGAGGCAGACCCCCCAGAGAGCAGGAAGAAACCAGCCAGCAUGAGAUUGAAACCUGUGGAGCUGCUUUCACCAGUGCUGACUCCGAAUGACUGUGAAACAAAGUUUGAAAGGAAGAAAUCCCAGCCCAGCCCCUUAUCAAAGACAAACGUGCAUUAUCAUAAGUUAUUCAAGGAGAUCAGCAAAGAUGAGCUCCUCAAACAAAGCUACACGUGUGCCCUGCAGAGAGACAUUUUGUAUCAGGGCAAAAUGUUCGUGUCUGAUAACUGGGUCUGUUUCCACUCCAAAGUCUUUGGCAGAGAUACAAAGAUUUCAAUCCCUGCGGUUACUGUGACGUUUAUCAAAAAAACUAAAACGGCGUUAUUAGUGCCAAACGCUCUGGUGAUCGAAACAACAAUUGAUCAGCAUGUGUUCGUGUCCUUCCUCUCUCGAAACUCCACCUACAAAAUCCUGAAGUCCAUCUGCAUUCAUUUAGAGCUGGAUAAGACUUGUAGCAGCUCCGUUAUUUCCUCCUGUGAAAACAGCGUCAGAGGGAAAUGCCCAUCGUCGCUUCCUCUGGACUUUUCUGCAGACUUCUCGGACCUCGAUGGGAUUGUGCAACAAAGACGUCAGGAGAUGAUGAAGAGCAGCAGCUCCUGGUCUCAAACUCCAGAUUAUGACAACAUAACUGACUUCAGCAGCCUCCCGGACACAUUUCUGUGUAGUGCGGUGAAGAGCCGAGAGGUUUCAGUCCACGCUGACGUUCACCUUCAGACUCCAAGCCAAACGCACGGAGCGGCCCCGAAGAACGGGUCGACUAAGCUCAAAGACAAAUCCUCACAGCCCCUGUCGUUACACACCAUCCUCCUCAUCUAUUUGUUCUUAGUUAGUGUUCUCGUCUUGUCCUCCUGUUACAUGGCUUUCAAGAUUGUGGCUCUUGAGCAUCGUUUGAACUCCUUGGUGUCCAUCGGCGAACACAUUCGUAAUGAAGACGCUGUGAGCCACAGGCCCCGGGAUGAAGUGAAUGCUGAAAUGUAUGGAGAACUGUCGUCUAACUUGUUCAAGCUGGAAAAGAUUCAAAGAAGCCUGCGGAAGCUACUUGAAGAGACUUAAAAGAAGACUUUCGUCUGCCCGGACAGAAAUUGUAUUUUUUUUAUUAGAGAUGUUGGUUUAUCACUGAAGAUCAGCAGUGAUCAUAUUUGGUAAUAGAUUUGUUGCCAAAGCACGGACAGCUCAUACAGAAAGCUUUCUUGAAGCUGUGUGAACUUUUACUGAAAUUGUGCAAUAAUAGCUUAUUUUCCUCUUUCCACUCAGGACUAUUUUAUUACUUUUUCUUAACUAAAUGUUAUGCUGGAGGGUAACUGAAGUUUAUUUUGCAUUUCACAAUAGAAAUAUUUUUCAAACAUUUCUUAAAAGGUCAAUCUUUGCUGUUUUUUAGAAGUUUUUUUGUUAGAAUUAAGUUGUAUGUAUGUGUGUGUAUAUAUAGAUAUGGAUAGGGAUGUUUGUACAACGACAUUUAUAGGAAAAUUCUCUCUUACAGUGUGUAGUACCUAAAGAUAGAAAUGGGGCUGUCGGAGGCUUAUGUACGGUGGCCCUGAAGGUCAAAACAUGACAUUUCACAAAACACACACAAAAAAAUUAAAACACGACAUUUCACAAAGAACUAAAACAUUUUAAAAAAACACGGCAUUUCACAAAACACAUCAAGAUUAACUCAAAGCAGAAACGGUCGGUACGCGUUGGACGAUUCCUUGUUGCUGAUUGGAUGCACUCUCUUCUCUGUCAGGCUGCCACAAAUGGAAAUACUUCCUCAUCAUGCCUCGUGCCAGACUUUGUGGUAUAUGAACAGAAUCAAACGACGGAAAAAGAAAAACCUGUCCCCGACAAAACGCCUGCCUGCAUGAAGAAGAAGUAUUUCCGUUUGUGGCGUCCAAUCAGCGACAAGGAAUCAUUGUCCAAUACGUACCUACCUUUUUCUAGAUGUUUUUGU
Cottoperca gobio is the source of this 2268-nucleotide messenger RNA. RefSeq names its product GRAM domain-containing protein 2B-like. Bases 144 to 1391 code for a protein of 415 amino acids. The record is from RefSeq and is a predicted model, not a curated record. The transcript has 14 exons. Gene Ontology annotation, cellular component: cytoplasmic microtubule. NCBI's taxonomy places the organism in Eukaryota, Metazoa, Chordata, Actinopteri, Perciformes, Bovichtidae.